GAAAUUUUUCGAUGGCCAAGCUCCCCAUAUCUUGCUUAUCGACCGCCAAUCACAAUCAUCGCAACUCCAAGUCCACUCCGGCCGGCAAGCCUACCCGGUCCUGGGCGACAUUUUUGGAGGUCGCAUUGCCGUCACUGCAACUGUUUCCAGACAAGCCUUGAAUCUUUUUGUUAGACCGGAAGUUGGCGAUACAAUACUAUUUACCUUCUUUAGAACCUGCAUUCCCUUGCAUGACCCUCGUUUACCAGCGGUAUUGUCAACAUGUCUGCCCUUCAAGCCUACCGUCACCUCAUGCGCGCCGCGAGAGUUGCCUUUGAUGGCGAUAACCGCACCCUUACCGCCGCCUACGAGUCCAUCCGCCGUGGUUUCCGCGAGAACCAGAACGUUCCCGCCAACGAUCCUACGAUUGCGCCUGCGAUUGCGCAUGCCGAGGAAGUUGCCAGCUUUUUGAGAUCCAAUGUCGUCCAGGGCCGUAAGGACGGCGAGACCUACAAGCUACGGAUUCACCAGGACACCGAGCGCGGCGACAACGAUACCAUCAAGCUAGGCAACCAGACCAUCAAGAUCGGCGGCGAGCAGAAGUGCUGCUCGGCAUAAGUGAAUACAAAGCCAUGGUUGGAUAACACAAGGAUUUUGGAAGCUCAAGUUCGUGAGAACGUAAUGGGACAACAGGACAGUGCCGUUG
Neurospora hispaniola is the source of this 685-nucleotide messenger RNA. Its product is annotated as mitochondrial zinc maintenance protein 1, mitochondrial. Lineage: Eukaryota; Fungi; Ascomycota; Sordariomycetes; Sordariales; Sordariaceae. Gene Ontology annotation, molecular function: protein folding chaperone. The transcript has 3 exons. Gene Ontology annotation, biological process: mitochondrial respiratory chain complex III assembly. The record is from RefSeq and is a predicted model, not a curated record. Gene Ontology annotation, cellular component: mitochondrial matrix. The coding region runs from base 262 to 597 and encodes 111 amino acids.